AUGCCCGGGCAGCGUCGCUACGCUUUCUCAACACCAAACACAAGCCUUCCAUCGCCGCAAACAGAUUACGACACUGGCGCAAUGCGACUUCACUCCACCGAGGCGCGGUUCGAUGCACUCGAGUCUAAGGCUUUUCGCGCGAGGCAUUUACCGCGUGUCCAGGAGUCAUCGAGGCGACUGGAUGCUGUCGCCAGCGAUGGGGUGCCUGAGCCUUGGUACGACGAGAAGGAGGUAAAGAUUUGGAGGAUGCCACAGAGGGUUGCGGACGAUCGUAACCAAGGCAGCGUCCAGCUUGGUCCAGUCUCAAGAACCGCGCAUCGAGGCUAUGCCAUGCCGGUUGAGCCCAUUCCUGAGAUAUUGAUCGAGAUGGCGAGUCCAGUGCCGGUGCAGGCUUCUCUCCAUGCGAUACACUCGGCGCGGCCGAGUCUGAAGAGGAAGUGUCAGAACGAUUUGCAGAAUGAGCAGCCGCCUGCUCAACGUCUCAAAGGCCUGCACUUGUCGAUCCCGCAGCUGCAACGCCCGUGGGAUAUGGACACGAGCAGCGUCGAACAUGGAGGCACAUACCUCCCAAGAGCCGUGCGCCCGAUCCAGAGACCAGUCUCAUCUCUGUCGCACGGCGCCUUUUCUCUGAUGCCGAUACCAUUCCCAGGCGGCCCACGUCUUGAUGCGAUGCACUUGCAGCCGCCAUCGGCAGCCAUACACCCACAGGUGCCAAUACCGACCUUUGACACUCAGCGCACGACCAUAUUUCCUCCACUCCUUCCAACUUACCACAAAGCGUCUCCGCCACCAUGCGUCCCUCAACUCGCGGACCUGCCCAACCAUCCAAACUUCCUCUAUUGGACCCCUUCGCUCUCGCGCCGAAUCCUCGAAUGGCUGAAUGAUGCCAAUACGGACUCAACACAACGUGAAACCCUCGGACUCACCUUCCGCGACUUUGGCAACUCAUUUCAUGAACGGUGCAGAUCGCCUGGACCUGGCUACGGAAUGAAAGUGACCCGCAUGACGAUCUCGAACCAAGCAGGCAUAGAUCGUUCUUCGCGCCAGGACAAUGCAUCGAUGACAGAUGGUGCUGAUUUUCUCGACUGGUUUGUCAUCCAAUUUGGCGAACUUGCAGCCCCGAGAGAUCGACCAGCACAUUAUUGGGUCAUGGCAUUUCCUGUGUGCGCCGUCACGAAGAGGCAUUGCGAGCUUAUCACUUCGGCACAGCCUAACAAUGGAGGCGCGAUUGGGGCGAGCGGUCUGUACAAGACGACGUGGACACUGGGCCGAACGAAUCGCUUGCCUUUGUUGCACGGGAGUGGCGUGAGGGAGGCAUAUCUGCAAAACUUCUUCAGCGCUUGUAUGUUUGGAGCUGGAGUGAUUGAGAUGGAGAGCUUUGGAGGAGUGUUUGACUAG
This is a messenger RNA of Cercospora beticola, 1398 nucleotides long. RefSeq lists its product as uncharacterized. NCBI's taxonomy places the organism in Eukaryota, Fungi, Ascomycota, Dothideomycetes, Mycosphaerellales, Mycosphaerellaceae. The record is from RefSeq and is a predicted model, not a curated record.